UAGACCAGUCAUAAAGUUUGUGAACUCAUACUAAUUGUAAGAUAUAUAAAUAAUCAAUAUCUCUAGAAAUUUCGAUCGAUAAUUUGAAAACAUGAAGUUCACAGUAAUUUUGGUUGCAGUUGUCGUUGUCACACUUUGUUCCGCUUACCCACAAAACUUUAACAAUAACAACAACAAUAACAAUGGAGGGGCGCAAAUAAAUAAUAACAACAAUAACGGUGGCGGUGGUGGUGGUGGGAGGCGUGGUGGAAUCCUUGGAGGGAUUCUUGGGGGUGGUGGUGGUGGUCCCUUAUCUGGCAACAGUAUCAACAUCAUCGGACCCAUCACUGCUGCGCGUGGGGGUGGUGGACAAAUAAAUAAUAACAACAACGGUCAGCGAGGUGGGGGUGGUUUCUUGGGAGGCAACACCAUUAAUGUGAUUGGAUAAUCGUAUAUGUGUAUAAAUUUCUUAUGCUCAAUGUAUAAUAAAGUUCAGUAAUUCACUACCCUUUAAUUUUUAUUUUGUAAUUGCACGGUUAAAUUGCCUAUGGUCUAUGUUUCAUCAUUUAUGCAACAACAAACAACGAGAAAUAAGUAUGUAUGUAUGUAUGUAACUCAGAAUCAAUUCGUAUAUUAUAUUAUUAUAUAUUAUUAUUCGUAAAAUUAUAUUUCGUAAUUUACUUGGAAUUUAUUUUUGUAAAACCAAAAUUCGUUAACUUAACUUUGGAUUUCAGACUUUUUACAAAUUGUGAAUUUUUAAAUGAACAGCAUGGCAGAUGAGGAGUUGAUUAUUUCUGUU
Messenger RNA from Folsomia candida, 778 nucleotides. RefSeq names its product trihydrophobin-like. The coding region runs from base 92 to 427 and encodes 111 amino acids. The record is from RefSeq and is a predicted model, not a curated record. NCBI's taxonomy places the organism in Eukaryota, Metazoa, Arthropoda, Collembola, Entomobryomorpha, Isotomidae. The transcript has 2 exons.